Molecule: messenger RNA, 390 nt
Organism: Alternaria postmessia
Lineage: Eukaryota; Fungi; Ascomycota; Dothideomycetes; Pleosporales; Pleosporaceae
Exons: 2
Coding region: 1-390 (129 amino acids)
Source: RefSeq, a predicted model, not a curated record
AUGACAAUGUCGCAACCUCUCAAGGACAGCAACGUAAUGAUCAGAAUUCUCACAAUGCUGCUGGCUCAGCCCUCUGAUGUCUGCCUUCUCAUCAAGAUGAUCAUCUUCAGUUUCGCCAUCCGCACUCUCAACAUCCUAGUGAAGAGCGCCAUGAAACCCACAUACUUGCUCUCCGAUCUACCAUCACCCAAACAUGCAGAAGAAGACCUUGCAUCAGCCACCUCUCUUGAAGCCAUAAGAACUUGGUUUUUGUCCAUUCGUAUCUGCGCUCAGACCAAAGCAAACACUACCAACAAGCCAUGUACAAAGAUCAGGAAGUCUAGAUGCAGCAUCUCUCCCAAGUUUGACAAGAUACCGCAGAACCCUGGUGUUCAGUGCGCGACCAUGUGA